UGAGGUGUAUGUGGUACCAGCAGCAGCAGCUUUUAAAAAAAAAAGUUGAUAGGUCUUCGGUUUUUCGGGUCCAGCCGCCCCAGCUGGGUUUCAAAUUGAGUUCAGACUAGCCAGUUUGAGAAUUUCUGUCACAAUUGCUCUUCAGUUUCUUCGUAUCAAUCUCCUUUCUCUGUAAUUUCAUAAUACCAUACAGCAUGGUAUGCAGUACCAGUUUCAAGCUUUGAUUACUCGAGAUCACAGGCGUUCAGAACAUUGUUGUAUACUCAAAAGAAUCCUGCUGUUUGUAUAAUCCCACACAACCGUUGACAUAAGGCCUUAUCCAAGAGUUAUGACUAAGAGGGAGGACAGUAAUUUAAGGCGACUCUUAUGUCUAGAUUUCGUUCAGGCAAAGCUGACCAUGAUGAAACUGACAUUUAUAUUUUCAUGUAUUGGAGUGUUAUUAGAUCCUUUGUUCUUUUACAUUCCAAUCAUCGACAAGACAAAUAAGUGCCUUGGAGUAGACAAAAGCCUGAGGACUCUGGCACUUGUUACUCGAACCCUAACGGAUAUCCCCUUGGUGAUAUAUUUUAUUGUUGCUCGAAGUUAUUAUUGGCCUGAUGCUAUUCCCCUCCACAUUAUCGACUCUUCAAAUAUGCAACCUUCAGGAGGUUUUAAGCGAAAGUUAAAAAAGCUUGUGCUGAUAAUAACUACAGUUCGGUUGUUAUAUCUGCUAUUUGCCACUGUUACCGUGCUACCGAUCCCACAGGUGGCAAUUGUACUUGUUUUUCCCAGAAUCCAAGGCUCUGGGUAUCUCUAUUUUUUAAACGCUCUUCUUCUUUUCCAGUAUGUGUUAAGGGUCUAUCAAAUCCAUCAAAUCCUUCGUUAUCUUCAGUAUAACCUCAGAAGAGGGGUCACAGCUGCAUUUAAUUUUUUCUUUACAUCCUUGCUGGUCACGUACUUGGAGCUCUUUGGUAUUUUUUUCUAUCCAACGAGAAACAUCUUGUUGGCAUCAAGCAUGUAAAGAUGUUGCAUCAGGAUGUAUAUCUACUUAUCGUUGCCAUGGCUCUAGUACUUCCUCAAGUAUCAAAUUCCGAAAUGAAUCAUGUCCAACAAAUCUACCAAAUGCUACACUAUUCGAUUUUGGUAUAUUUCAAGACAUGAUUCAAUCUGGCAAUACAGGACUGAUAAAGUUUCCACAAAAUUUUUUUAUUGCUUCGGGUGGGGCGUCAGAAAUAUAAGUAACUUUGGCACGAAUUUGGAAACAAGUAGCUAUGUGUGGGAAAACUGCUUUGCUCUUCUUAUUUCUAUUAUUGGUUUGCUACUGUUCUUAUAUCUCAUUGGAAACGUGCAGCUGUAUUUGAAGUCCAAAGCGGAUCAGAUAUUGUUUGCGCAGGAGGUAAGGGCGAAUAAACUGCAUCGUGUAGAACGAAAAAUACGGGAAUGGACGGCAAGAAAUGGUAUCCCUGAGGAAAUGAUCAUGACAGAGAUCAUGAAAAACGUAAAACAGAAAUUGGAAGAAAUUAACUAUGCUGAUGAAGAUGAGAAUGUAAACUUGAAAUAUGUCUUGUCAAAUCUCCCAUGGUACCUCAGAAAACGAGUACAGUGGCGUCUCUGCAUGGAUGGACUGGAGAAAGUCCCGAUGCUUCGAAAUAUGGAGCGAAAAGGGUUGAAAAUGAUAUGCGAGUAUCUCAGGCCAAUGAUCUACUGCCAGGAUCAGAUCAUAGUUCAAGCUGGAAAACCACUUGACUUAAUGUUUAUCGUUAUAGAAGGUACAGUUAGAUGCGUCGACGCCAUUGGAAAUGCUGCACCACAACUUCAAAAAGGUUAUUUUUUCGGAGAAGAACUGUUCACUUCGGAAUCACGCCAUCCUAUCUCGGUUCAAACUGUCAUUUGUGAAACUGAAGUAGAAGCCUUUAUUCUGAGGACCGAGGACUUGAGGAAUCUGGUCCGCACAAGCCAAUUCCUGAGGAAUUUAAUGGAAGAACAACUCUGAACUUCGCAAUCAAGAAAGAAAGCAGUUGACACUAGCUUACCACAAGAUCGACGAGGAGAUACGAAAGGAUGUCUAAGAUGAAAAACUACUAAGUCUCUAAC
Rosa chinensis is the source of this 2073-nucleotide messenger RNA. RefSeq names its product cyclic nucleotide-gated ion channel 1-like. Bases 1082 to 1972 code for a protein of 296 amino acids. The record is from RefSeq and is a predicted model, not a curated record. Lineage: Eukaryota; Viridiplantae; Streptophyta; Magnoliopsida; Rosales; Rosaceae. The transcript has 8 exons.